Messenger RNA from Ipomoea nil (Japanese morning glory), 3452 nucleotides. RefSeq lists its product as uncharacterized. The record is from RefSeq and is a predicted model, not a curated record. NCBI's taxonomy places the organism in Eukaryota, Viridiplantae, Streptophyta, Magnoliopsida, Solanales, Convolvulaceae. Bases 1252 to 3033 code for a protein of 593 amino acids. The transcript is spliced from 5 exons.
UUAAAACCCAACUUCCUCGCAAACCCUCUAUCUCUAUACUUGUUCUAUAUCUGCCCUAAUCUCACUGCUCAUCUUCCCCAAUCUCUCUCGCUCUUUCGCCCUAAUCCUACGCACUGCUCUCUCUCUCUCCUUCUGUCGCUCUCAACAUAGGCAUAUAUUGCUGUCCGACUCUUCGACGCAUUGCUCUGAACUAUCUCGACACGUAUUUUUCCCGACAACCUAUUGUUAUACGGAGUAAUUAAAUUAACAAAAAAAAGGGGCCAUUAUUUGGCAGUUAUUGGAGCGGUUAGGGCUUCUUGGAUCAUUGUCUUCUGCGGUGACCACCGCUGGUUCUUCAAUCGAUUUCAGUUUCCUCGAGGUAGAGUUGCUUCGUCUUCUCCUCUGUUCCGAUUGCGCGUUUCAUUUCUGGAACCGACUGCGCUAUUUGGGAAACCCUAGGUUUCCGGGCUCUCUAGGGUUUUAUAAUUGCUCUGCAAUGCCAUGGCGGUCUGGUUAGACUACGACAACUGUUGGGUGUCUCAUUCUUGAGAAAAAGAGAGGGACUUUUGUUUGCCCUCAGUGUUUGUGGCUUCUCACUUUCUCUAGGCUUAUGCUUGCUUUCGAAUAGUAAUGCCAAAGUUGACUGGAAAAUGAGAGUCUGCUGAUUAUACCGUUUUCCAUUGGACACCAUCUGUUUUGGCCUUGGAAGAUGAAGAGAGGACUCUUUGCAUUUAUGUGAGUGGCCUUGAGUUCGAGCUAUUGGGAAGUUGAUGAUACAUAUCAAUUUUUGGCAUCCAGAAUGGGCCUUGCCUUGCAACUUUUUGUAGGUCUAGCAGCUUGAUGCAAUAUAAUCCCAAUAGGGAAGUGUAUGUGGAGAACUGAAGAAAGAAAAAGAGUUGUGUAUUCUAUUUCUUGAGGGAAAGGUGGAUAUAUAAGAGUGGUAAUUUUUUGACUGCUGAAAGCUUCCAUUCUACAAUCAUAGCUGACUCCUAAUUUGGCCAGAGUAUCAGCCAGUACAUAUAGGAUUAUUGUUAUUAUAGACUAGAACUGGGAUAGAUUUAUAACAGUAUUAGAUUCUACAUUGAAAAGGAGCUGCAAAAGGAAAUUUUCUUUUCCCAUUUGAUUUAGGUUGGCAGUUGGUAACAUUGCCUGAGAGUGGCUAGCAGGAGCCUGCCCAAUGAAAUACUAAUCCAUUGGAAAUUGAACUGGUUUAGAAAGGAACACUGACUAGUUAAGUAUUCUUGUAGAGGAAUCUGAUGAUGUUCUGUGCUGAUGGAAAGAAGUGAACCUGCAUUAGUUCCUGAAUGGUUGAGAAGUACUGGAAGUAUAACUGGUGGUGGAAGUUCAGGCCACCACUUUCAUUCGGAUAUAUCCUCAACCACUCGAAAUAGAUCUUCUAGGAGCAUAAAUGACAAGGAUAGCCCACGCUCUCAGUUCCUGGACCGAAGUUCAUCAUCAAAUUCUAGACGAAGUUUAAGCGGUAAUAGUUCUAAGCAUCCGUACAGUAGUUUCACUCGAAGCCAUCGUGAUAAAAACCAUGACAGAGAGAAGGAAAGGUCAGCUAAUUUGGAGCUGUGGGAAUCUAACUCAUCUGAUCCUUUUGGGAGCUUACUAACCAGUAGGGUUGAGAAGAAUAGUUUGAGGCGUUCUCAAUCACUUGUUUCCAGGAAACCUGGUGAGUUGGUGCCUCGAAGAACUGAAGACACAAAAAAUGGCAUGAACAACAUUCAGAAUAAUGCCAAUGGUGUGCUUUCUGGAGGCAGUAAUCUGAAUGGAGAUCAGAAGGUUUCCUUUGAAAAGGACUUUCCCUCUCUUGGAACUGAAGAGAAGCCAGUGGGCAGAGUUUCUUCUCCAGGGUUGACCUCUGCUAUUCAGAGUUUGCCAAUUGGCAAUACAGCUUUGCUUGGUGGUGAGAAAUGGACAUCGGCAUUGGCUGAAGUUCCUGCUAUAAUUGGCAGCAAUGGUGUGGGGAAUUCAUCUUCUCAGCAAACUGGUUCUGUAAUCCUUUCACCUGGAACUUCGGGUGCAAGUACUGGUCUUAACAUGGCUGAGGCUUUGUCACAAGGUCCAGCACGAGCUCGUGCCACGUCCCAGGUACCUGAUAAAACACAGAGGCUUGAGGAAUUGGCUGUGAAGCAGUCCAGACAAUUGAUACCUGUGACUCCCACAUUGCCUAAAGCCCUGGUAUCCAGUUCUUCUGAUAAACUGAAGCAACCAAAAUCAGCUGUUAGAGCAAGUGAGAUGGUUGUAGCUGCUAAAAGCACUCAACUACAACCUUAUUCAUCUCAACUUACUAGUCAGCCCCGUGGACGAGCUAGAUCUGACACUCCAAAUACAUCUCAUGUCGGGAAAUUUCUGGUUCUGAGGCCUGUUGCUACAUCUGUUCCAAAGGAUGCACCCAGUUUGACUAAUACUGCUGGUGGAAAAGUUGCAAAUGAGCCACCUUCAGUUUCUCCCCCGUCUCCUUUGACAAACUCAAGCACGCCAAAGAUGUCUGCACUUGAGGGAAAAGCUGCUGCCUUGACACUGAAUCCAAGACCUACUACUGAGAAGAAAUUAUCCAUGGCCCAAGCCCAAAGUAGGAGUGAUUUUUUUAAUCUCAUGAGAAAGAAGACUUCCACAAAAACCACUGUACUUCCAGUUUCUGGAGCAGUGUUAUCUCCUUCCAAUUUGGUGGAUGAUUCAAAUAAAGAAGGGGUUAGCAAUGCUCCACUAUGUUCUGUUGUUGAGGAUGGUCAGAUUACCAGCAAUGGUGACCCUCAUGGGACUCUUGACAAGGCUCAGCAGUGUUCUGAUGGAGGUGAGCUGUGUAUUAAUGGAAUGAUUGAUCCUGAUGAAGAAGCAGCCUUCUUACGUUCACUUGGCUGGGAUGAAAAUGCUGGGGAGGAUGAAGGCUUAACAGAGGAGGAGAUAAAUGCUUUUUAUCAGGAGUACAUGAAAUUGAAGCCGACAUUGAAAAUUUACAAAGGAGCCCAUGCACAUAUGCAGUCGGAGUUUUAUGGUAAAUCUGGAGCUGCAGCAACUGAGUCAAGUGCUUCUGAAUUGGAAGCUUAAUGUUCUGAUGAUGAUUUUCUUGGCGGAAUUUUGCUUCUUUUCCUCGUCUGUUUCCUUUGGAGGUACGUUGAAUUAUGUUCACAAGCAGAGGACAGCCUUUUGCUUUAUGUAGUCCGAAGACAAUAAAUUAUUGGCGCUAUGCUGUCCUACUGUGGCUUUAAAGGAACAACUUUUAAGGGGAUUGAGUUUAGUGUUUGAAAAUUAGUGUUAGGAGAUGUGUUAGUCUGCAGUGGUAGUGCUCUGGGCAAAUUGCUUUUCUUGGAAUUCUUUUUGGUGCUUUUCUUUUUUUUUUUAGUGAUCAAUUCAAAGGCGAAGAAGAAGGGGGUUUUAUAGUGUUCUUUUUUUUCCGCAAUUUUACAGGAAAAAUUGAAAAUCACAAAAGUCCAUUUUACAGUUCCAUCUUUUACUUCUCUCUGCUA